GCAGCCGCGAGGGAAAGUGUUGUUGUAGUCGAGACGGUGUUGUUGGCGAGCCAUUACCCAGCAGAAGGCAGUGUGUCUGCGGCCAGAAUGGCGGUGGCACUUACAAGUCUCGCGUUGGCGACGCUGUGGACCUUAGCGGCGGGGGCUGUUCCUCCCGCCGCCCCGCCCGCCGCCGCUGCCGCCGUCUUGCCCAGCAAUGCUGUCACGACGUCGCAUCCGCUCUUGGCCUUGAAGGAGAGCACCUUCAUCAACGCCAGCGAGAGUGCGUCUGUCGCGGGCGGCUGGACGUGCCCCCACGUAGGCGGCGUGCUGGGCAUCUCGUGCACCUGCGACGUGCCCCACACGGUGCGGUGCCGCGGCCAGGCGGACCGACCGCAGGACCUGACGCUGCUCACUCAGACCCUGAACGCGGAGGGCAGCAUCUCCCUGCUGGACAUGGCCAUCCAUGGCCUGGGGGAGAUCCCGGGGGGCGGCUUCGCGCACAUGGAGCUCCUGGGGCUCGUCAUAACCACGGCGGGACUCGAGACGCUGCCCGCCGAUGCCUUCGCCGGCAUAGAAUCAACUCUGGCCGCCCUGGGCCUGCCGAAUAACAAGCUCACCGCCAUCCCCAUCGACGCGCUGAAGAUCCUGAAGCACCUGCAGCGCCUGGACUUGAGCGACAACAACAUCCAGGAGCUCCCCCCUCACGCCUUCCCGACUCUCCUCCAGCUGCAGAAUCUGAAUCUGGCCGGCAAUGGCCUGCACCUGCUUCACCCGGAGGCGUUCGUGCGCCUGCCACAUCUCGUUUCGCUCGACCUCGCCCGAAACCAGCUGGAUGCCGCACAACUCAACGAGAAGACGCUGCGAGGGUUGCACGCCCUGCAGCGCCUCUCGGUGCAGUCGAACCUCUUGAAAGGCGCUGUAACGUCCUCCCUCAUCACGGGAGCUAAGGGCCUCACCUCCCUUGACCUGUCCGAUAAUGAACUGACAGCUGUCUCCAGAGGUGCUCUUGGCAACUGCCCCAGCCUGCAGGACCUCGACCUGUCUCACAACAAGAUCGACGUGAUUGAAGACCACGCUUUCGCCAACUUGAGCCAACUGCACCACCUCAAGUUGUCUCAUAACCGGGUCGUGGCCGUGUCGGGCUGGUCUCUCGCCCACCUCCCUCGCCUGACGCACCUCGCCCUCGCUGACAACGCCCUUCGUGCUGUCACUGCCGACUUGGUGCACCAGCUGCCGUCCCUCGUGUCCCUGGAUUUGGCGGCUAAUGACAUUUCGCUCGUGCAGCCCCACGUGUUCAGCUCGACGCCAGCACUGCAGCAUCUUGUUCUUUCUGAUAACCCCCUUCACUGUGAUUGCACAAUUGAAUGGUUCGUCGAGUGGUUAAUCGGCCACACACCAGAGCAGAAGAAUGCAGUUUGUGCUACUCCGCCAGCCCUAGAAAAUGCUCCUCUGAUCGAACUAAAGAAAUCUCAGCUAGUUUGCUCAGACGAAAACGCCUAUCAUGAUUACUACCAUGACUAUUAUCACGACUAUUACCAUGAUGAGGGGACGGCCGAAGAUACACCUGACAUGCGGCUGUCGGAUGCAGAGAUCAGCUUGCAGGUGGCACACUGGAUAUCUAAGAAAAGUGAAGAAUUACGAUUUGCUGAUGCCGAGGUGCUAAGUGAUAACCAGCCUAGUGUCGAGCUCAUAUGGAGGGUCGAUGAGCGUGCGAUCCCGUACUCUUGCGAAGCCGUCUAUGUGUACGAGGUGGUGAAAGGAGUGUCCGAUUCUCACCAGGUGUUGGCGGAAAAGGUUUCGGCAAACUGCAGCUCUGACAGGACCAGCGACCCUCACCGUGUGGCCGUAACAAUUCCUGGAGAAGCACUCGUACCGGGCGCCACCUACAGGUACUGCCUCAUGUUGCUCGAAAGGGGAACAGGUGACCAAGAGGCCUUUUUGCCAGGCUGCUCGGAGCCCCUUCUCUUGGCCGCGCCUCCAUUUGGCCGCACGGAAAAUGACAUGUCAGUGACUCCGCAAAUUACAAGUCUAACUGCCGGGGGAGUUGCUGGCAAAUUGGUAGUACAUACGCGCGUCGACGGAAUCAUAGCACCUUGUACUUACACACUCGCCAUUAUCUCAGGGCACAGAGUUGCAGCAACGAGACAACUCAACUGUUCAGAGGCGAGACACGAAUUCCCGACGUUGGUGCCUGGAAAAUACAUUGCGUGUGCCGAUCCGGAUAUUCCUAGCAUAACUCACAACCUCAAUCACUUGGAACACUAUCUCAGCACGGUUUCAAACGUGACCAUAGCCCUCCACCAUGCUUUCUCCAUCUGCACUCCCACCAUAAUCGUCGAGCCGUACAAGGAGCAGGUCGUCGGAGGCGAGCCGCUGCUUAUACUGCUCUUUACGUUGCCAGGACUCGCCCUUGUGGUCACACUCUACGUCAUUGCCAGGAGAGUGUGGCGAGGGGGCGGAGUCCCCUGGCGCUGGGACCCCCGUGCACAAAAGUCUGGUAAAUACUUCCUCUACACCGGGGAGGUUGCCACGCCCUCACUAAGCCUGGACCCUCUCCCUGCUGACCCUCCCGAGUCCACUACUCCAGUGUAGCCUUCAUCUUCAUCACUCCUGCAUUCUUGUGAAAUAUUCCCAUGUCCCAAUCUACAUAAUUUAUUUCUAGUCCUAUAAUAGUCAAACCCAUUCUGCUGAGUAACUGGUUGCACAUUACCUGCCAGGGUACUUGUCCUUGUAGUAGUAUGGCAGCAGCCGAAGUGCCAUGCAAAAUUUAUUUGGGAAUGUGAUGUGAUGUGGAUGUAGGAUGUACAUAGUGACAUGACAUUCGAGCAUUUUUCACCAGUGUGCUGUUUGAAUGAUAGAAAAAUAGCUUUACAUGACAAUUCUAUGAAAAAAUAAUGUCUGGUCAGUGAAAAUACAGCAGUAACAUAAGUGCCAUACAAUACCUGGCAUAGUUAUGGAGAAAAAAAUGGAAGUUAAAUGCAAACUAGUGUCCAACUACUGUAUUAUAUCUUAAAGAGUAAUAGCUAAGUGUUUACUAUAGAAACUUAAACAAAGGAUUUUCUGGAUUAUGAAUAUGACACCAAGUAUAUUUUUUUUAGCUUUAGCACUGGUUUUUAGCUUUAAAAUGUCAGUGUAUUAACGGUUUGAUCAUCCAUCACAGAAUGUUUUAUGAUAUUAAUUUCAAUACACAGUGUACUUACAAUAUUAACAAAUCAUUACUAACUCCAGUGUAUACUUUUAUGUACAUGUGUGGAAAAUACCUCUGUUUGUAAUUAAGUAUGCAACAAUAUAUAUGAACAGAAACAAACACCCUGUGCAUACACAUUCAGUUACACACACAAGCACAUACAUCCACAUUACUUCAUAGUCCACCAAACAAAACAAAAUUAUCAAAUAUCAAAAACUUCUGUGUCACUAUUCAGUUACACAGUAGACUAUGAGCAGAAAUGAUGGAAAAAAUAAGCCAAGAGUACCAGAUUUGUAUUGUUGAUGUAAAUAAACAUUUUUCAUAUCAACAGACAUAUCACAAGAAAAAUAAUUUUGUCACUAGGCUUCCUUAUGUAUGAUCUCAUGUUCUUGUAACUAUACAAAGAGUGCACAUUAUGCAGUAGUAAAUAGAACCUUGUACAUGUACUUUUGUAUCUGAACGAAACCUUCAAAUGUUCACAAUUAUCAGGUGUUGCAAUUGUGUGAUGUGAAGUAUGUUUCAGUUGUGAUUUCCUUCACACUUCAUUCAUAUCUUUUAUUGUUAGAAUUUUGAAUGAAGUGAUGGGUAAUUUUUUUUUUUUUUAAUGUACAUUUGUGCUGAAAUCAUUUUUUCAACCUUUUUUGUUUUAUAUAUCAUUAUUUUAAGAUAUUGAAAAAAAAAUAAUAAUAACCGCAGGCUAUGAAUCUGUAGCAGAGUUUGUACGGACAAGCUUUGAUAUCUUCAUGGACUGCAAGGGUUUCUAAUAAUUGGUAAAAUUGAUUGAGUUGAGGCAAAUUGAGUAGCUUUAACCUUUUCUCUCUCUAUGACAUCAUUGUUUUAUGUCAUAGAUUUCAAUGCUCAUUUUAAUUAUUAUUGUGAAAAAGAUACACUUUUAGUAUUUGAAUUGUUAUAAUUUCUGGUUUCUUGACACAUGAAUUACUUGUUGCUAAUUGUACCAAGGUUUUUAGAUUGACUGAGCAUAUAUAUAUAUUUUUUUUUUUCUUUUUCUUUUUUUACUGAGUUUUUAACUAAGCUUUAACAUAUAUUUUCCUCCUAUCCUGUAUAUAAUCAUGAAACAUUGAUCAUUAUAUAUGCAUUUCAAUAUUUUUAAGCACUAUUAUAGUGGUAAUAUAUAGCUUUAUUUUCAUCCUAUAAUACAGAGCUUUGUAAAUACAUGCUUUUAAUAUUAGUUUCAUAUGCAGUACUUAUUGAAUUAUAUUUAAUGUCUUCAUCAACACAAAAUUAUUAUUAUUACUUUUUUUGUUUUUUUCCACGUUUUGUUUUGCCUCACAUUUCAUAUAUAUUCAUGUACUUGUUAUCAAAAGAAUAUUAUAUGAAAGGAAGGAGCAGCCAAAGAAAUGAACUUUUAAUAGGUAGUUAAGAAAAGAAAUGUGGAAAUAAAAGUUAAAACUAAAAAGAAAAAUAGUUUUGUAAGAAAUUUUCUUCAGUAGGUCAGAUGUAUACCUUUCCUGUGUAAUUCCUCUCAGAUUCCCUUGUGUAUUGAAUAUAUAUAUAGUUUAUAAAUAUGGAAAUUUGAAUUAUCAUCAACCAGUUAAACUACCUGAAACUAUAUGUUAUUCUUAAGUCUAAUGCACUCAGUUUAUUUACAAUUAAAGGUUUUAAGCCAAUAAUCAUUUUAAAAUCUUUGCUGCAUCUGUAAGUAAUUAUAUUUAUAAAAUCAAAGGAUAUCUUUGCAGCAUUUAUAGUAAUGGCAAGUUCUAACUGCUGUUUGCCUAUGAUCCCAAAAUACAUGCUAAAAAGUCAUUUGAGUAGUCACUUGAUUGUGCCAUAUAUUGUAUUGUGUAUAUAUGUUAAUUAUAUGAUUGUAAAUAGUGUGCAUAUUUUUUUUAACAUGAAUAAAGCCUUUGUUAAUAGA
This is a messenger RNA of Penaeus chinensis, 5045 nucleotides long. RefSeq names its product leucine-rich repeat neuronal protein 3-like. The transcript has 5 exons. The coding region runs from base 88 to 2574 and encodes 828 amino acids. The record is from RefSeq and is a predicted model, not a curated record. Gene Ontology annotation, molecular function: protein binding. NCBI's taxonomy places the organism in Eukaryota, Metazoa, Arthropoda, Malacostraca, Decapoda, Penaeidae.